This is a messenger RNA of Ricinus communis (castor bean), 766 nucleotides long. RefSeq lists its product as uncharacterized. Bases 87 to 482 code for a protein of 131 amino acids. NCBI's taxonomy places the organism in Eukaryota, Viridiplantae, Streptophyta, Magnoliopsida, Malpighiales, Euphorbiaceae. The transcript has a single exon. The record is from RefSeq and is a predicted model, not a curated record.
UCUUUAUAAGUUGCCGUAGUUUGUUUUCAUCAUUUUCCUCUCUGAGGCAAACAUCAAAACAUAUUUCGUUUGCUUCCUUCUUCCCCAUGGCUACUGGAUCCGCCGAUGGUUUUUUCCGGUACGUUUACGACGGAUGUCUAUCCGGCGGCGACAUGGGUAUUGAACGGCGACCGUAUCAUCGAAAUUGCAGAUGUGCACUUCACAAUAAAUCGAAAGAUAAUUGUCCUCACGGUAUGUCCAAGUGUAAAAAUGUAUCGUACCCGAUAAGAAGGGCAUGGAGUGAAGGGUGUUUGUCUUUAGCCGCAGUGGCUGCAAAUUCUUGUCAUUCUUCACCAUCUUCAUCGCCGUCUUUACAGCACCAUCAGCAACAACAACAACAGCCUAUAGGAAGGUGUGGUACCCAAUUGGAUCUAUGUAAUGAAGAAGAAGAGGAACAAGUUGCUUCUUUCUCAUCAACAACAGCAUCAUUGUUCAAGAUUUGAUGUGAGAGAGUUAUGUUUUUUUGAUGGGUAAUGUUUAUUUUUGUCGAAUAAUUAGAAAUCUGGAGGUGGGUAUGUCCUUUUGGUAUGUUGUAACCUUUUUGAUCUGGGUGUAUGUGUAUAAAAACUGUCAUAAAAUGCAUUUGCUAGAUCAAAAUAACAACAACAACAACAAAAAAAGAACAAAAAGUUUGAUGUAAGGAUGGUUCUAGUUCAAUCUUCUAAUCUGUGUUUCUUUAGGUGUAAAGUUUUGAACUUUUACUAAUCUGCAUGUUCUUCUUGUUUUA